This is a messenger RNA of Soboliphyme baturini, 113 nucleotides long. The record is from the annotation of a GenBank genome assembly. NCBI's taxonomy places the organism in Eukaryota, Metazoa, Nematoda, Enoplea, Dioctophymatida, Soboliphymatidae.
AUGAGUGCCGUCGACGUAUUCAACAGCACCUUCUUACACAUCGGCGACAUCGUGUCGCUGUACGCUGAGGGCAACGAAAAUGUGUCCGGAUUCAUCGGCACCCUCGGGUAAGC